GCCGUGAUGCAUCCAGAGCAUUUGUGACAGGAGACUAUUCUGAAGCUGGCCUCGUGGAUGAUGUAACUGGCUUGUCCUCCUCUGAGAUACUGAUACUUCACAAGUGGCUUUCAUUCUACCAGAAAAACUAUGUAUUUGUAGGGAGAUUGGUUGGAAGGUUCUACGGAGAGGAUGGACUGCCCACUUCAGAACUAACCCAGGUAGAGGCCAUAGUGACUAAAGGCAUGGAGGCAAAUGAACAGCAACAGAGAGACAAACAGAAGUUCCCUCCAUGUAAUGCUGAGUGGAGCUCUGCCAAAGGCAGCCGGCUCUGGUGCUCCCAAAAGAGUGGAGGUGUGAACAGAGACUGGAUUGGUGUCCCCAGGAAGCUAUAUAAGCCAGGGGCCAAGGAGCCCCACUGUGUGUGUGUGAGAACAACUGGCCCCCCUAGUGACCAGCAAAACAACCCUAGACACUCAAAUCGUGGGGACUUGGACAACCCCAACUUGGAAGAAUAUACAGGCUGCUCACCUUUUGCCACUGAGUGUUCCUUCCCAGUCUAAGAUGGUGUCCUGUAUGUUGAUGACACAUGGAGAACCUUCCCUAGAUCUCCAGGAAGCCCUUCAUAUUUGUGCUCUAGGAGGCUCCUGGCAUGAAAACAGGAGGGUCAAGGACUCCAGCCUCACUCUGCAAAUGUGUGUCACAAUUCUGUUGGUUGAGAGAAGAACCUAAUAGCCUACCUGGUGUGGUCAGAUUGUUUUGACACUAUUUGGAAGCUUGGUCCUGUCAUCUUCCUUGAGAGCCUGCGGACAUUAAUGAACAUAGCGUGAUCAAUGUAGGACUGCCUGGAUUCAUGCUGCCCUCAUCAGAGCUUGGACUCUGCCCAUCAUGCCAGUCUGGCUGGUACUUGGAGCAGUAGCAGAACAAGAUAGUGGCUCUCAGCAGAGAUGCAGGCAUCUCCCAAGAAGCUGUGCCUCUUGCAGAAUCAAGGUAACUGUUCUAAAUCACAAGGUAACUGACUAAGCUCACAAUCUCUGACUUUUGUGACAUUUCUAAAACCUCCAAGACAAACUUGAGUUUAGUGACUCCAUCAGAGCUAGGCUGGUACAGUAAGAUGUGAUAAUAAACUGGGAUGGGUUGAUCCUGGGAUAGGAAAGCUUUUACUUACACAGAUGGAGCACACCCAGAUGUGUAUUGAACCACUCACUUUCCUCAUAUCAUUAAUGAAAAGGUGUCCCUCCAUUCCUGAGUUUCUACACCUACCACAUGUUUUGAAAGGGGCUUCUGCUCCAGGUUUCUCAACCCCAUUCAAUGCUGAAUUCCCCUGCCUUCUCUGCAGGGGUCAAUUCUUACCUAUCUUUGUUGUUGUUGCUCAUUUUCGUAUUUGAGAGAGGGUCUCCUAUAGCUCUGGCUGUCCUAGAAGUUACUAGGUAGACCAGGCUGGCACGGAACUCACAAGGAUCCAUCUGCCUCUGCCUCCCAACUGUUGGGAUUAUAGGCUUGUCCCACCGUGCCUAGUUUAUUCCUACCUAUUUUGAUCUCUGCUACUUUUUAAAACAUUACUUGGCUUUUUGAGGCAGGAUCUUAUGUAUCCAGGCUGGCCUUGAGCUCAGUGUGUAGGCAUGUGCUACCGUGCCCAGUUUAUGCAAUACUAGCUAGGGACUGACCCAGAGGUGUAUGCAUGCUAGGCAAGCACUUUACCGACUGAGCUACAUCUCUAGACCCUUGAUCUUCAUUGCUCUUGACUCUGUUGGUCCUGCAAGGUCCCCAUAAAGUCCUCACUUGCUGUACUGGUCCCACUGGCAGCCCUUCCUCCUGUCUCUGUGGUUCACUCUAGGAACCUUCUCCUUGGCUUUUCUUUCUCCCACUUCAGGCAGUACACUACUAGGCAGUAUCUCUGAUCCAAAGGGCUUGAUAAUGAAGUCUGUGAGCUCUUUCUGGAGGCACUGCAAACCCCACAUUGCUUUUUUUUUCUUUUUGCAUACAUGAUGUAUGUGUGCAUAUAUCAGUGAAAUGUGACAUUUGCUGUCUUCCUGUAUUUCUUUCCACCUUAUGAGAGACAAGUGACUCUUAAUUGACAAGACUAGCUGGCCAGCAAGCUCCAGGAAUCCUGUCUCUUCCUCCUCAGUGCUAGGCUACAAGUGUGUGUCACCAUGCCUGGAUUUUUACAAGUAUCCAAACUCCAGUCCUUACGCUUGUAUGGUAGGUACUUCACUAACUGAGCCAUCUCCCCAGCCCUACAAUGCUAAUGCCUUCAUCCUCCUUGUCACCAGAUGUCAUAGUAUCAGCUGUCAACUUGACACAUAGUCACCUGGGAAAAGAAUUGCCAGAAUUGUCCAGAUCCUAUUGCUGAAGUUAAACACAUGAAGAAUCACCAUGCUAGAUUCAUUUAUAUCCCUCUGUGUGUGUGCAUGGGGACUAGGUAUUUUCUUUAAUUGCUAAUUGAGGUCAUGUGCACAGGGCAGGGAGCACCAGGUGCCUAUUGUGGGCUGUGUCACCCCUGAGUAGGUGGGCCUGGUUGUACAAGAAAGGUAGCUGAAUCCAAGCAUGGAUUCACUAAAGGUACACACCUUUAAUUCCAGGGGAGACAGGUGGCCUCUGACUUUGAGGCCAGUCUGUUCUACAGUUUGUUCCAGGACAGCAAAGGCUACAUAGCAAGACCCUGUCAAGACAGAGGGAGGGAGGGAAGAAAGAAAGGAAGGAAGGAAGGAAGGAAGGAAGGAAGGAAGGAAGGAAGGAAGGACCGAUCAAGUGAGCAAGCCAGCUGGCAGCAUUGCUCCAUAAUUUCUCCUUCAUUGGCUUCUGUUGAUUUCCCUCAGUGGUGAACUGUUACCUAGAAGUAUAGGAUAAAAUAAAUCCUUUCCUCCCCAAGUUGGUUUUGGUCAGAACACCAUAUGACCAAUCCCACCAUCCCAACUAUCCCAACCAUCCCAACCAUCCCAACCAUCCCAACCAUCCCAACCCUGCUCCAGGGAAAAGCCUAUAUCCUCCUGGCCAGCCUGUAUCCUUAGGUCCUACCUACUAACUUCCUCUUUACUCCUCCUCCCUCUGGUCGCCUUGUUCCACCCCCUUCACUACUGUGGUAGGUCAUCUUUCUUCAUGAUGAUCAGGGUAGUCUCUACUUAAACCUCCCAGGGUGUCUUAGUUAGAGUUUCUGUUGCUGUGAUGAAACACCAUAACAAAAAGGCAAGUUGGGGAGGAAAGGGUUUGUUUAUUCAGCAUUGCUGUUUAUCACUGAAGGAUGUCAGGACAGGAACUCAAAACAGGGAAGGAUCCCCGAGACAGGAGCUGAUGCAGAGGCCAUAGAGAGAAGCUGCUUAUGGGCUUGCUUCCCCUGGUUUGCUCAGACUACCUUCUUUUAGAACUCUGGACCAAUAGCCUUACACCACACAUCAUGGGCUGGAACCUCUCCCAUUGAUCACUAAAUGAGAAAGUGCCUUACAGCUGGAUUUCAUUGAGGCAUUUCCUCAACUAAGGCUCCUUCUUCUGAUGAUUCUAACUUGUGUCAGGUUGACACAUAAAACCACCUAGUACACAGGGGCUCCCCAUAUCUUUGAGGAUCACACGGAGCACUGUGGCAGAGGGGUCCCUUGCAUUGACUAUCUGGCUUUAUUCUAUUCCUUCCCUGUGUGCCCUGCUCUAUGUAAUCCCUAUACACAAACCCUUGCUUCUGGUGACUCUUUCUCCCUCACUCCCAUUAGUCUAGAACCUUCUCCUUGGCUUUUCUUUCUCCCACUUCAGGCAGUACACUACUAGGCAGUAUAUCUGAUCCAAAGGGCUUGAUAAUGAAGUCUGUGAGCUCUUUCUGGAGGCACUGCAAACCCCACACAGAACCUACCUGGGUACCUUCAUUAGCCAUAGGCCCAGAGUAGAUUUUAACUCUUAGCUUUCCACCAGCAUUUAGUUGCUCACCUUUUGUGGACACGGUGGUACAACCCUUCAAUCCUACCACUUGGGAGGCAGAGUCAGGCAGAUUUUUGAGUUUGAGGAUAGCUUGGUCUACAUACCAAGUUCCAGGCCAUCCAGCGCUAUAGUGAGACCCCGCACCAAAAAAGGAUCUACCCUUGUGGGCUUGAAACCUGAUCCUGUCAGCCUCAAACUAAACACACAAGACUGAUUCAUACAUUCAUGGAACAUGAACACUGUUUGCACUCCCAGGGCAGGAACUGAUGGUGAACUGAUCAAGGACCUUGUUCUG
Cricetulus griseus (Chinese hamster) is the source of this 4177-nucleotide messenger RNA. Lineage: Eukaryota; Metazoa; Chordata; Mammalia; Rodentia; Cricetidae. The record is from RefSeq and is a predicted model, not a curated record.